AUGGGACAAAUGCACAAAUCAAAUCAUGCCUUUCAACACAAAUGUCGACUCUCAAGAGAACGUGGAGAAAAGGAGAAGCGGGAAAUGUCCCAGACGGAUUUUCAGGUCGAAAUCACUGUGCCCUCGAAAUUCAUUGACUGCGCCUCACUUAAGCCUUUGUCUGGCCUAAGAUCUACCUCACCGCCGUGCGAUACUCGAUAG
Penicillium verrucosum is the source of this 201-nucleotide messenger RNA. RefSeq lists its product as uncharacterized. The transcript is spliced from 2 exons. The record is from RefSeq and is a predicted model, not a curated record. Lineage: Eukaryota; Fungi; Ascomycota; Eurotiomycetes; Eurotiales; Aspergillaceae. Bases 1 to 201 code for a protein of 66 amino acids.